AUGCCACAACCCACAAUUAACAAGCAGUGGACCACCCGACAGUCUGGCCUCCAGGACCUCAUUCUAGGGUCAUCUGCAGUCCCAACACCAGGUGAUGGUCAAGUGCUUGUCAAAAUCCAUACCGUAGCCCUCAAUUAUCGAGAUACUGAAGUGAUGAUGGGCCUAUACAACCAUCACAAAUCUGCUGGCAUUGAACCUUCUUCCCUGGUUCCUUGUUCUGAUAUUUCUGGAACAAUCAUAUCAUCUAACAGCCCAAAAUGGAAGUCUGGUGAUCGUGUUCUUGCAAUAUUUAAUCAGACACAUAUCCGUGGUCAAGUGACAGCAAAGGAUAUGGCUAGUGGAUUAGGACUACCGGCAGAAGGGUGUUUGCAAGAAUAUCGUGUAUUCGAUGGAGAAGGAUUGGUCAGGACACCAGAAUAUCUUACAGAUGAAGAAGCUUGCACGUUACCAAUUGCCGGAGUAACAGCCUGGAUGGCGAUUAAUGGCAUGAGGCCACUUGGACAACCAGGCGGAAAGGGAGAAAGUUUGUUGAUUCAAGGAACUGGAGGAGUAGCAAUCAGUGGAUUGCAAAUCGCAAAGGCCAGUGACAUGGAAGUGAUCAUAACAUCAUCCUCCGACGCCAAACUCGCCCAAGCCAAAUCCCUCGGCGCAGAUCACGCAAUAAAUUACCGUACCCAUCCCAAGUGGUCUGAAGAAGUAAUGAAAAUUACCCAAGACGAAGGAGUAUCCAGUAUCUUUGAAACAGGUGGUGCCCUAACACUGCGCCAAUCAUUCGAUGCCAUAGCUUUCGGCGGACUCAUCAAUUGCAUUGGAUAUCUCUCAGGGAAGGAAGAUGAAGGUGCGGAUCGCACGAAUACGAAUGUUCUAGCGCUGAGAAGAAAUGUUACGUUAAAAGGAAUUUUAAAUGGACCCAGAGAGAGAUUCGAGGAAAUGUUGGCGUGGUACGAGGAAAAGCGGAUUAGACCGGUCGUGGACAAGGUGUUUGAGUUUGAGGAAGCGAAGGAGCCUUGGAGUAUUUGUUCCAUGGGGGCCAUUUUGGAAAGGUGGUUGUAA
Messenger RNA from Sclerotinia sclerotiorum 1980 UF-70, 1053 nucleotides. RefSeq lists its product as hypothetical. Lineage: Eukaryota; Fungi; Ascomycota; Leotiomycetes; Helotiales; Sclerotiniaceae. The coding region runs from base 1 to 1053 and encodes 350 amino acids. The record is from RefSeq and is a predicted model, not a curated record. Gene Ontology annotation, molecular function: oxidoreductase activity. The transcript is spliced from 2 exons.